Messenger RNA from Kockovaella imperatae, 1738 nucleotides. RefSeq lists its product as hypothetical. The record is from RefSeq and is a predicted model, not a curated record. Bases 419 to 1687 code for a protein of 422 amino acids. Lineage: Eukaryota; Fungi; Basidiomycota; Tremellomycetes; Tremellales; Cuniculitremaceae. The transcript has 5 exons.
UGCAGCUCGAACAAUUUAAUUCAUUACACAACACAUACCUGACCAGAUCUAUCAACUGAUGGAGACACAGAGUAGUACAUUCCAGGGCGCAGAGUGCAGGUACUUCUAGACUCUUUUCGUCGUCCAGAUCCAGUAUGCCGGUGAUACUUUUCUUGACGAGCCCUGAGAUGGGUCAAGCCAACUGCCAAGCUGCAGUGCUACAUGCGAUGGACGAGAUAUUGAAAGACGACCCAAAGACCCAGCUACAUCUGAUCUCCAUGUCAAAUCUUCGAUCUCCACUUCCACUGCGCGUCAAGUUACAUACCGUAUCUGGGGAAUCGAUUCAAGCUCGCGCCUCUGCAAAAUUUGAUGAUUCAUCGUUGGAUUGUGAGCGACCUAGGUUGGGCCUUGUUGUUGGAGACGUCAAUCUGAAAUCAAAAUGUCAGCUCGCCAAGUUCUGAAAUACUAUACCCAUCAUCCUUCGUUCUGGGAAAACCUGAAAUUCCUCACUCACCUCGGUGAAGUCCUACAUGGUGAACCCCCUUCUCAGUACAUCCGAACGACAUUCGAGAUCAUCGAUCUGAUCAGGGAGAUCGACCCGGAUAUCUGUGUCCUUGAUCCUCUCUUCGAUGUUGGUACAGAUGCAGUCAAAUACUUGGAUCGUAAGGCCGUAAUACUGCACCCAAUGAACGCACAAAUGUCUAUAAUGGAUGCUCAGGGGCUAGGUAUGUUGAAUUUUCCUCCCGUCGGAUCUGGCUUCAGAUAUCCGAUGACCAUCCUGGACAAGUUGAGAACCUUGAUUACAACCGUGUGGAGCGUCGUAUGGUUCUUCUUUCUCGACCCGAAAUUUCGAGCUAUCAACAAGGCUCGCAAAGCCGUAGGCUUGAAGGGACCUUUGGGAUUUCUUGCGCCGGUCAAGGGCAGACUCCUGUGCAUGUCUUCCGAUCCAAUACUCGAAUAUCCAGCUAUCAUGCCCGAUCAUGUGUCCUCUUGUGGACCCAUAAUCCUGCCGAACCUCUCGGUGAAAGAAGCGGAUCCGGAACUUGCAGAAUGGUUAUCGAAAGGCCCUAUCAUCCUCAUUGUCCUCGGUUCCCAUAUGCGUAUGACUCAGGAAGGAGUUGGAGUUUUUGGAGACACUCUCGAGGUCGUCUUGAGGCAGAGACCAGAUCUCAGAGUGCUGUGGAAAGUCCAGGCCAUCGGGAAUGUCGAUCUUGGCGUGCUCAAUGGCGUCGUCGAGGAUAAAACCAGAAUCAAGAUUGUCAGCUGGCUCAAACCUAUGCCUAUUGCUCUUCUCCAGUCGGGCAACGUCGCCGUUUUUGUCAAUCACGGAGGCAGCAACUCGUACCAUGAGGGUCUGGCUACCGGCACGCCACAGAUUAUCCUAUCUCCAUGGGCAGACUGCCACGAUUGCGGACACGUUGUCGAAUGGCUCGGCCUUGGGGCAUGGGGUAAUCGUAAUGCAGGACCAAGCUUUGAGACCCAGGAGUUGAUCCGGGCAUUCGAAUCUGUCCUCGGUAGUUCGUCGACGGAUUCCCGAGCUCUGAAAGUCAAAGCUCGAGCGAUGGAGUGUAAACGCAUGGUGGAUGACCAUUGGGCGAAGUUGGCCAAGGGACGACAGGGAAACGAUGGACGACGACUAGAAGGUCGCGAUCUCGCGGCAAUAGAGAUUCUAGGACUGGCAAGGGAGAAUGAGGUGAAAACGUCAUGAUCCUCAAGAGGCCAUUUAGGAGGCCCACACACGCAUAAUGAUAACGACCGU